CUGGUUUAAAGGCAGUCAGAGGAGGAGAGAAGCCCAGCAGAGACAGACAUACAGUACACCCAGAGAGCUGAACUCAGGUGGUGCUCCAGAGUGAUCUCGCCAUGCGUGUGGUCGUUGUGCUGCUGUGUGUCCUGGGCACUGCGCUGUCAGCCUCGAUCUUUCAGAAGAACGGUCAGCUGAGGCUGAGAAAGGUCCGGACCCCCCCUGGGCAGCAGGGCUCCCCCACAGAGUCCCCGCUGCCUGGUCCCGGGGGCACCUCGAAAUCCCCCACUCCAGCUCCCCCUCCUCUCUUCCCCGGCCCCACGGCACCACAGAACCCAUUCAUCCAGAAUGAGCCUGGCCCCAAUGCACCCCAAUUCCCUUUCCCUGGGCCCGAUGCACCCCAAUUCCCCUUCCCAGGCCCCGAUGCACCCCAAUUCCCUUUCCCUGGCCCCGAUGCACCCCAAUUCCCCUUUCCAGGUCCCAGUGCACCCCAGUUUCCUUUCCCUGGUCCUUGUGCACCCCAAUUCCCCUUCCUUGGCCCUGGAGGACCCCACUUCCCCUUCCCAGGUCCUGGUGCACCCCACUUCCCCUUCCCUGGCCCCAUCCCAAGACUGGACACCCCACCAAGAGACCCCUCCCUCCAUAACGGGCACCCCCCUCGGCCUCCCUGCACCCCACCCUUCUAUAGGCCGUACUACUUCAAUGCAGCACUGCCACACCCCCAGUACCUCCCUUACCCCUCCUUCAUGGGCCCCCCGCCCCCCAUCUUCUCAGCCUACCCCCCCUUCCCCCCAGGGCCCUUCUUCCCCGGGCACGCCCGGGCUGGGGUGGCAUUGCCCCUCAACAUGCCCCCGCUGCCCUCUGUGCCCAGGAGCAGGGUGAGGGCGGGCGCUGCCUCUGUCAGCCCCCCUCCCUUGCGGGGCUUUGCCCAGCCGGCGCAGGGGGUGCGGGGUCUGUACCCAGGGGGGGCAGGAGAAAUGCGGAGCGGGGCAGGUGCUGGGAGAUCGACCCUGCUGCCCCAGAGCCUGGUGAGCAACGAGAAGGGGCACAACGGGGACUCCGCACAGACCGUCUAGGUGAGAGG
Messenger RNA from Lepisosteus oculatus (spotted gar), 1066 nucleotides. Lineage: Eukaryota; Metazoa; Chordata; Actinopteri; Semionotiformes; Lepisosteidae. The record is from RefSeq and is a predicted model, not a curated record.